AUGUAUAUCCUAAUAUUUUCCAGAGACGGAAGCCGCAUUGUAUCUGGGUCUGAUGACAAAUCAAUACAUAUCUGGGAUGCUGAGACGAGGGCCCCUGCCUAUAAUCUGCUUCCAGGUCAUGGAGACUGGGUUUGUUCUGUUGCUUAUUCCCGAUACGGACGUUUUGUUGUCUCUGGAUCUUAUGACAAGACCAUUCACAUCUGGGAUGCUCAGACGGGUGCUCCCAUUGGUGAACCCCUUCGAGGGCAUGAAGGCACAGUAAGUUGUGUUGCAUGCUCCCCAGACGGGCGUCGUAUCGUCUCUGCGUCUCACGACUGGACCAUCCGCAUCUGGGGUAUUGAGGUUAUCGGUUCUCCUAGUCUGCUGCUCCGAGGACAUAAAGAACGUGUCUGUUCCGUAGCAUAUUCUCCAGAUGGAAGUCGCAUUGUUUCUGGCUCAUACGACAAGACCAUUCGUAUCUGGGAUGCCGAAACUGGUGCUGCCAUUAGAGCGCCGCUUCGGGGACAUGAAAAUACAAUCCGUUCUGUCAAGUAUUUACAUAACAAAUGGUACAUUGUUUCUGGGUCGUUUGAUAAUACCAUCCGCAUCUGGUGUGUUAGAUCAAGGCGUACUAGAUCGUGGCCGCUUCUCGGUCAUAAAGACCGGGUCUGUUCUGUCGAAUAUUCCUCUGUCAAACAUCGCAUUGUAUCUGGGUCAUCUGACAAGACAAUCCGCAUCUGGAAUGCUGAGUUGGCCUCUGCCGAGUGCGAACCACUUGUUGGCCAAGAAGAUCUGGUUUAUAGUACUACAUAUCCCCAGACGGACGUCACAUUGUCUCGGGCUCGUAUGACCAUACUAUCCGCAUCUGGGAUGCUGAGAAGUUUACUGCCAUUGGUGAGCCACUUAGAGGGCACGAAGGAAUCGUUGGCUGUGUUGCAUAGUAUUCCCCAGACCCAGACAAACGUCACAUCGUCUCUGGCUCUGAUGACAAGACCAUCCGCAUCUGGGAUACUACAGCCAGUGUUCCUGCCAAUGAUCUGCUUCAUGCAAAUCAAGGCAGUUUAA
Fomitiporia mediterranea MF3/22 is the source of this 1044-nucleotide messenger RNA. Its product is annotated as WD40 repeat-like protein. NCBI's taxonomy places the organism in Eukaryota, Fungi, Basidiomycota, Agaricomycetes, Hymenochaetales, Hymenochaetaceae. Gene Ontology annotation, molecular function: protein binding. The transcript has a single exon. The coding region runs from base 1 to 1044 and encodes 347 amino acids. The record is from RefSeq and is a predicted model, not a curated record.